AUGGCUCAAGACCAGCCACGAAAUCCGGAAGGACAAGUGGUUGUUGUUGAGGCGAACGAUGUUCAGGCUGAGCUUCGCUCUAGGCUUCGCCAAUUGGGAUUUUUCAAUUUGGCUGAGCAACUUGGACUCAACAUAAGUACGGAAGAAACUGAGCCGGGGGAAUUGACCACCACUGGCUCAGAAACGCAACAAGAAGAAUCGCCAAAUCCUUCGCCAAAUUUAAACUUUAUCCUUGCCAGAGCUACUCUCUAG
Messenger RNA from Caenorhabditis angaria, 252 nucleotides. The record is from the annotation of a GenBank genome assembly. Lineage: Eukaryota; Metazoa; Nematoda; Chromadorea; Rhabditida; Rhabditidae.